Messenger RNA from Sesamum indicum (sesame), 1940 nucleotides. RefSeq names its product Pyridoxal phosphate (PLP)-dependent transferases superfamily protein (gene AAS). The record is from RefSeq and is a predicted model, not a curated record. NCBI's taxonomy places the organism in Eukaryota, Viridiplantae, Streptophyta, Magnoliopsida, Lamiales, Pedaliaceae. Gene Ontology annotation, biological process: carboxylic acid metabolic process; amino acid metabolic process. Gene Ontology annotation, molecular function: pyridoxal phosphate binding; carboxy-lyase activity. Gene Ontology annotation, cellular component: cytoplasm.
UGUGUCUGUGCACGAAAAGGGAAAACUAACAAUUAGCCAACUCCGAAGAGAUAGGACAGAGGAACGUGAGCGUGGCAGAGUCGCCCGCCUGCCGUCCAAGAUUUUGUCGUUCUCACACUCCCACUUCAAUCUCAAUCCUGCUUCCCUUUCUCCUCAUCCCACCAAAGAUCAAAGGAAAUAAACUGAACCCCAGCUCCAUUUCUCCGGCAGCUUCUCCAAAUUUCCAAGAAUGGAUGGUGGAUUGAAGCCGAUGGAUGCAGAGCAAUUGAGGGAGUGUGCCCACAAGAUGGUGGACUUCAUUGCUGACUAUUACAAGAACAUUGAGAGCUUCCCUGUUCUUAGCCAAGUUCAGCCUGGAUAUCUGCGUGAACUUCUGCCGGACUCUGCGCCUGCUUGCCCUGAAUCAUUGCAAGAUGUUUUGGACGAUGUUCAGAAUAAAAUAUUACCAGGAGUGACCCAUUGGCAAAGCCCGGAAUACUUUGCAUAUUUUCCAUCCAAUAGCAGUGUGGCCGGGUUCUUGGGGGAAAUGCUUAGUGCUGGCAUAAACAUGGUGGGGUUCAGUUGGAUAACUUCUCCUGCUGCAACAGAACUUGAAAUGAUAGUUCUGGAUUGGCUUGCUAAGGCACUUAACCUACCUGAUGAAUUCCUUUCUACAGGAAAAGGUGGUGGAGUAAUACAGGGAACUGCAAGUGAAGCAGUAUUAGUUGUGCUUUUAGCGGCUCGAGACAAAGUCCUUACAAGGCUUGGGAAAGAUGCCAUUGGAAAGCUUGUGGGCUACAGUUCUGAUCAAACUCAUUCUGCUGUACUGAAAGCCUGCAAGAUAGCAGGAAUUCACCCUGAGAAUUGCCGGGUGCUGAAAACAGAUGCAUCCAGUGAAUAUGCUCUGUCUCCUGAAUCACUCAGUGACGCAAUCUCACAGGACAUAGCCUCUGGUUUAAUUCCCUUCUUCUUGUGUGCUACUGUUGGUACUACAUCAUCAACAGCUGUGGAUCCUCUGCCAGCAUUGGGGAAGAUUUCAAAUAGUAAUGGAUUGUGGUUUCAUGUGGAUGCUGCUUAUGCUGGAAGUGCUUGUAUCUGUCCAGAAUUUCGCCACUAUAUUGAUGGCGUCGAAGAAGCUACCUCGUUUAACAUGAAUGCGCACAAGUGGUUUUUAACGAACUUUGACUGUUCGGCUCUCUGGGUGAAGGACAGAAGUGCACUUGUCCAAUCAUUAUCAACGAAUCCUGAGUUCCUUCAAAACAAAGCUUCUCAAGGCAACUUGGUUGUGGAUUACAAAGAUUGGCAAAUCCCCUUAGGACGCAGGUUCAGAUCUCUGAAACUAUGGAUGGUGUUGAGACUUUACGGGCUGGAAAACUUGCAGGCUUACAUAAGAAACCAUAUUGAGUUAGCAAGGAAAUUUGAAGAACUUGUUAAGCUAGACCCGAGAUUUGAGGUCGCUGCCCGUCGGAAUUUCUCUUUAGUUUGCUUUCGCCUGUUGCCUACUCAUCAGAACAAUCUAGAGUCGGCUAACAGAUUGAACCGUGAGUUGCUUGAUGCUGUAAACUCGACAGGAAAACUCUUCAUCUCUCACACGGUACUAUCGAACAAGUAUGUAUUAAGGUUCGCGGUGGGGGCUCCGCUGACUGAAGAGAGGCAUGUGGUUGCGGCAUGGACAACGUUGCAAGAAAAGGCUUCCGGGUUACUCAGGAAUUCACAAGAAUAAGGUUGUUCUUUGCAUCUACCAAUUGAUUAGUUGCAAGUGCAAAGACUUUCUGUCUUGAUGACUAUCAUUUAGUGUUCAUGCAGUAUUUCUGCUGUUGUGUAGUUGAAGGCAUUCAUUAACUUCACCAACAGUACGAUUCUUACCGACAAAUGUAUAUUGCCUCUUUAAGGUGGUCCUUAAGUGAUUGAGGCCAUUUUGCACUUGUAAUAAAAUUGUUGUUCUGCAGUGCCUUUGUCUA